AUCGUUUUCAUCUUCCCCUCUUCUCCCUCUCACUUGUUCUCCCUCUAUACAUCCUACCUCCUACAUUCUACGUCAUCGCCCGUCAUCUUACCUUUUUACUCCAGUCCCAAUAACCAUGUCAGCCACGAUGGAAGCCGCGCGCCGCUUCUUCACAUCGCCGCAGUUUGCCGUGGCGGGAGCCAGCAACGAUCGCAACAAGUUUGGCUACAAGAUCCUUGCCUGGUAUCACUACCACUCGCUGCCCGUCACUCCCCUCAACCCUCGCGCCCCGGAGAUCCAGCUGGACUCGCAGAAAUACCCCACGGUCGCAUCGCCCCGCGACUUGCCCAACCCCAAGCAGACCUCUCUCUCCAUCGUGACGCCCCCGCCGGUGACUCUGGCUCUGCUCCAGGAGGCUCACGGCGUCGGAAUCCCAGCGAUCUGGCUGCAGCCGGGGACAUAUGACAGUCGUGUGCUCGAGUUUGCCGAGAGUCACUUUGCGGCGACGGUGGUAGGAGGAGGGGGCCGAGGCAGUGAGGGCUGGUGUGUGUUGGUGGAUGGUGAGGAUGGGCUGCGGGCAGCCCAGAGGGAAUGGAAGGCUCAGCUGUAGAUAGGCCAUGGGAGGUGAUACAGCAACACCCAGACUGCUACAUAUACAUCCUUCCAACUACUUCGCCUUCCUAAUUAGGAUGUCUAAUGGUGAAAUACACGCGCAGGUAAAUUGCAGACAGGUUAGCUACAGGUUAGUUAUAUGCAGGCAGACAGAAUACUCU
Messenger RNA from Aspergillus heteromorphus CBS 117.55, 752 nucleotides. RefSeq names its product CoA-binding protein. The record is from RefSeq and is a predicted model, not a curated record. NCBI's taxonomy places the organism in Eukaryota, Fungi, Ascomycota, Eurotiomycetes, Eurotiales, Aspergillaceae. The transcript has 2 exons. The coding region runs from base 116 to 589 and encodes 157 amino acids.